AUGAUCUUUUUAAAAAUUUCGCAUAAUUCAAUCUUAGUACAGUUAACUUUUAAUCGGUUACCGUUAUAUAUAUUAAAAGUCAACCUUUCUAAUAAUCAUAAAAAAGAAAAAAAGAGAGAAUUAUACGAUCGAAUAUUACGGGUUAAUCAUGCAGGAGAACUAGGAGCAGAUAGAAUAUAUGCUGGUCAGUUGUGCAUCCUGGGUGAUUCUUCAGUUGGGUACAUCAUAAAACAUAUGUGGGAACAGGAAAAAGAACAUUUAGCCACAUUUGAAAAUCUGAUUGCUAAAUACAAUACAAGACCAUCACUCUUAGUUCCCUUCUGGAAUGUUGCAGGCUAUGCAUUAGGCAUGGGUAGUGCAAUAUUAGGAAAGAAAACUGCAAUGGCUUGUACAGUAGCAGUGGAGUCAGUCAUUUCACAACAUUAUAACAAUCAAAUACGUGAAUUAAUGGAAUUGGAGGAAGAAGAAACUACUAUCUCAAUAGAUGCUGACGACAAAGAAUUGAUAAACGUGAGUUUUAUAAUCAAAAGGUUUAGGGACGAAGAAAUGGAACACCACGACACAGGCUUAGAACACGAAGCGGAAAAGGCUCCAUUUUAUAAUAAUUUCACGAAUGUAAUUAAAUUGGGAUGUAAAGCAGCUAUAUUUGUGGCUGAAAGAAUAUGAAUUAUUGUUUAUUUAUUUCCUUUCAUUUUUUUGUUAAUAUAUGUUUUUAAGAUUUUUUCUAUUUUUUGUUUUUAUAUUAUUUAUCUUUUUUCUUCAUUUAUUAGGCUUAUAUUUUCUUCAUAUUUUAACAUAACAUAAUUUAUAUUUGGGAUAUCGCUUAUUUAUAUGGUUGAAAUUAUGAUUAUGAAAUAUUAUGUUUUUUUAUAAAUUUAUAAUUUUUUAUAUUAGAGUUUAACAUUUACUUAUUUUUUUAAAUUAAAAUAGACAUUAAAGCUAUUUUUUUAUAUUCUUUUGUUUUAAAUAUUUUCUUGUUUAUUAAAUAAUCUGAAGAAGCUGGUUUCAUUGUUAUAUUCACCAACAUAAAUUAUACCCUCAGGGUAAUAGUCACGAAGGAGAGGGCAGACACACACAAAUAUUUUUGGUCAUCAAACCUGGCCCCUCGAUAAAAUUUUAGUCCCCACAAA
Gordionus sp. m RMFG-2023 is the source of this 1130-nucleotide messenger RNA. Its product is annotated as 5-demethoxyubiquinone hydroxylase, mitochondrial-like. The coding region runs from base 1 to 666 and encodes 221 amino acids. Lineage: Eukaryota; Metazoa; Nematomorpha; Gordioida; Chordodea; Parachordodidae. The record is from RefSeq and is a predicted model, not a curated record. Gene Ontology annotation, cellular component: nucleus; mitochondrial inner membrane. The transcript is spliced from 5 exons. Gene Ontology annotation, biological process: determination of adult lifespan; regulation of reactive oxygen species metabolic process; ubiquinone biosynthetic process. Gene Ontology annotation, molecular function: 3-demethoxyubiquinol 3-hydroxylase activity.